GACAACUGUCUUUGCAGCUAAGGGUGUGUGUGUGUGCGUGUUUGCUCCAGCUGAGCCCACUGACUCAGCAGAAGGCAAGCCCCUCUCUCUUUCAAGUCAGGAUGUCAGAGGAGUGUGUUCCUGAGGGUCUAGACCUCAAAGAGCGGUGCGAGGAGGAACUUUGGGAACUGAUUAACGACAACAGACACCGGAUCUCCCUCGGAGUGCAGCCAUGCAACUUGAUCCCGUACCUGAGGCAGGCCAGGGUGCUCAGCGAGAUGGACCAGGACGAGAUCCUCUCCUGCCACAAUCUAACCAACCGCAGCAUGAGAACCAGCUAUAUGUUAGAUUUGCUGAGGACCCAGGGGAGGAAUGGCGCUGUGGCUUUGCUUGAGAGUCUGAUGAUCCAUUACCCGAUCCUGUACACCCAUGUUACUGGACAGAAACCCAGCACUGAGCCUUCAGGAUUCAGUGGCCUGAUAAAGUACUCAGAGCUGACAGAGUAUCUGGUCAGAGCUGUUACAGGGAUGCAGAAGGAGCUUCAGCAGGCACGAUGUGAGGCCGGCAGGAUGAGUGCACGCUGUGCCUCCCUGGAGUCAGAGAUUGGGCAGAUAAUGGCGCAGGAGGAGAAGUCCAGGUGCCUUCAGUCCGAGAAUGAACGCCUGCGGAGGCACCUGUUCUCUUUGCAACAUGAUGUCACUAAGCUCAAGGACGAGAAAUGUGACUUGUAUAUGCGCUACACAGCGGCCAUUGAGGAGAAGUCAGCUGUGAACAUGCGCCUCCAUGACCUCAACCUGCAGGUGUAUCAGCUGCAGACAGAGCUGCAGAAGGCAAAAAAAGAGAGUGAGUUCCAGCAGCGGCGCUCGCUUAGGCGUGCCUCUCAGCCAGCCUAUCCACGACUACAAGAGGGAGUUGGGUCUCUGCCCUGCCAGCUUGUGAAGGCUGGUCGGGACAUCCUUGCCCAGGAUCUGGCUGAGGCCAUAGACAGCCACGCGGAGCUCGCAGAGCAGCUCAGGUGUUACAGAGAGGAGAAUGAAAAGGUGUUUAAUGAAAACAAAGGGCUUCUGGAUCAGAAAGAGUGCCUGAGCCUCCAGGUGCAGCAGCUGACCCUGGACUGUAACUUGCACCAGCAGAAGAGCACUGUGAUCCAAAACCAGAUCAGGGAGCUGCAAGCGGAGAGAGACCAGGCAUACCUGUCCAGAAACGAGGCACAGUCAGUGAUUGCCCGUGUGUUGGCUGAGAAGGACACCCUAAGGUGUCAGCUGGUGGAGCUCCAGGAGCGCGUCUUUAGCCUGCAGGCCAACCAUAACUCCAGAAGACAGCAGAGCUGUGAUGAGUCUGAGGCAGAGUGGGAGAGCCCAAGAUCCAGCUUUGAAGAUUCCACAAUCAGACCGAGACGUAGACUUUGUCGUAUGGAUGCAGUCAAUCCCAUAUCAAUGAGUGCCAGCAACUCAGAGUGUGAAGAUCCUACAGCAGGAAGUGUCAGAUCAAAUAUCGCUGACCCCCCUGGUUUGGAGUCUCUGCGUAGAAGGGAAGAAGAGCUCCAUGCUGACAGCAGCUUGGAAAAAGCUGAGACUGAUUCUCUUACGGACAGCUUUGAGUUUAUUCUCCAUGUGGGGAAUGAAGAUGAGCACACGCCCAGGCUUUCCCCUGCCACUGUUUCCAGCCCUGAUGGCCUGUCAAGAACCACUCCCCCUCCUUUCCUCAUGCGAUCUCGUCCAAAAGCACUCCGCGUGAAUGCCAGAGUGCUCAGCUUCUCCUUCCAGGGGGAGGCGCUGCUCAGCCAGCUGGCCGUGGUCGGAGGCAAUAAGACCGGAGUGUUUGUUCACCAAGUGACAGAAGGCAGCGCUGCCCAUACUGUCGGCAUCAGCCCCGGGGCACAGAUAGUGGAGGUGAAGUACGAGCACAACCAGAAAGCUCUUCAGAUGGUCCUGGAGGAUUCUACUCUGGAGGAGGCUUUGUGGGCUCUUGGCCAAGUCACAGGCCUCUGUAACCUUUCCCUUCGGCACAGGCAAGACGACUAUGAGGUGCUGCUGCAGAAACUGAAGAGCAGUCAGACAUCAUCAGGAGACUCCUUUUACGUCCGUGUCAACAUGUCCUUCCCUGCCGGCCCAAACGGAUCCCUGGCCGUGUCCUGCAACGACAUCCUUCAUGUGACCAACACACGACCAAUUAACAGCGAGGACUCAUGGCACGCCAGUCAAGUUCAUCCCUGUCAGCUCCUGGCCCUCAAGAGCGGAACCGUACCAAACUAUUACAGGGCACAAAGACUUCUGAUCCGUAUUAUUGAAGAAAUGAGCUUUCAAACGAAGAAGUCUCAAAAGAAUAAGGAGAAGGCGGUGAGGAUCGUCAGCACCGGGCGACAGGGCAGGAACCCACUGUGGGUCAGUGUGGAGGAUGAGAAGACCCUAGAGUCAGGAGAUUCAUCAGCAUCUAAAACCUGCAUGUCCCUCAUGCCUUACACCCUGGUCACUCCACACUACCCACCCAUCUGCAGGCCUGUCCUGCUGCUGCCCACCGUCCUGGGCCGCAUCCUGGACAAGAAGCUGGAAGGAUGGCAGGGCUUCCAGCUCUGUGAGCCUGAGAUGCUAAACGCCAGCGAGCAUGGAGCUCGUCUGCAGAGGUCUGAGAUCCUGGAGGAGUGUGAGCAGGGAGGAAACUGCUGCUACACUCUGCAGAGUGUCAACAAAGUCAUGAAGAAGGGGAUCCACUGUGUGCUGCCGUUGGGGCUGGACUGCGUGCGUCGGCUGCACAGGGCUCAGAUCUUCCCUAUUAUCAUCUUCAUUGGCCAGUCUGCACGCAGUGCACGUAAACUGAGGGCGAAGUUGCAUCGCCACAGCCAGUCAGAGGAGCAGCUCCUCGCAUGUUCAAGGAGUGAGGAGCCCCUGUUGGACAAGCUGCCGUGUCUGUAUCACAGCGUGACUCCGGACUCCUGGUGUGACCAGGCCUCCCUGCUGACAAGCCUGCGCACCAUCAUCCGGGAGGAGCAGCAGAAGAUUGUCUGGGUGGAGCCGGACCUGUGGUGAAGCAGAGGACAGAACAGAACAUUCAGAAGACAUAGAAUUAGAAGUAUUAUCUCUCAUAGAACUCUUCUAAUAAGAAUAUUUAACAAUUGUGUAAAAAAGCUUUACAGGAAAAUAUUUUUCUGAACAUGUGUACGUAUCUAUGAUACCUAUGAGUUACUUGGUGUAAGAAGGACUCUUUACUUUUUUACUGUAUGUUUGAAAGGUGUUCACACCUCGUGAAGUAUAGGGUUGUAGGAUGUUGAACUUCAGUCUUAAAAAGAGAAGAUCCUACACUCUACUCUUGCUCAGUAUACAAGAGGCAUUCAUUUAAAACAAAUACUGGUAUGUGGUGCCCACUAAAAACACAAACAUCAUUAAAACAUGCUAAUGACCUCUGCAAUAUGUUUCAGAUAUUGUACUUUAAAAAACUCCCUCCAAUAACCAUUCUCUUUUUCAUCUCUGGAUCUUUUCUGUAAACAUUCUUAAUGACGUUACAGUGGCCACUUUCUCAUUUCUCAGAAUAGUGAGUGGAGUCUGUAAUGGAGAAUAUUUUGAUCAGUUCUGUUUGAAAUGUUUCCAGCACACAUUGUUUGGAAAUUCCCAGAGCCUUGUUUAUUUUUGCACAUUUUAUAGAUGAAGAUUUAUGAUUGAAACGUGCUGUGUCUAUAACGUGUUAAAGGAGCAGUGGUGACAUGGAAAGUCCAGUGGAAUGCAGCCAACCGGCUUGUCACAGCAACAUGUGGUGCAACCCCAACAUUCCCCUCACACAGACAGGAUGGUUACGUGUCAGAUAGGCCUGAUUGGUUGUUUGAUUCACACCUGAUAAGGAUUUAAAAAAAGCAUGACUUUCACAGAUCAGAGACACAUUUAUUCAAAGGAAAAAAAAAUAAUGUAUAGUUAAUGACAUGCAAUGAUUCAAAUGUGUUACUUCAACCAACAUUUGAAUGAAAAAUAUUUACAUUCUGUAGCUUUGAUGUAUAGAUUUUUUUUCCUUUUCAUAGUGAUGACAACAAUACUGACCCUGAUAAGGUAUUUUUUUAGUCGGUACCGUGCUCACUCCAUAAAUCUGCAGCUUAUGGGCCAGUUGUGAGGAGGGCAAAAGUGUGACCAUGGCCUCCAAGAUGUGCAUGCCUUCCAGGUCUUCAUUUGAGGCACACAGUCCCUCCACCCAUGGACACCCACAACAACUG
Messenger RNA from Labrus bergylta (ballan wrasse), 4174 nucleotides. It is a transcript of the gene card14, whose product is annotated as caspase recruitment domain family, member 14. Gene Ontology annotation, cellular component: plasma membrane. NCBI's taxonomy places the organism in Eukaryota, Metazoa, Chordata, Actinopteri, Labriformes, Labridae. Gene Ontology annotation, biological process: regulation of apoptotic process; negative regulation of hippo signaling. Gene Ontology annotation, molecular function: protein binding. The record is from RefSeq and is a predicted model, not a curated record.